CUCUAAAGUUAGCCUCCUCCCUGGUUAAGCUGGUUCUAGGCAUCAAUUCGGCCCCCGUUGCCAACCUAAAGCGGGACUAUCGAGAGUCAGCGCCCCCCGACUCCGCCUCCCAUCGCAUCCAGGCGCUCAAUAAUUCAUCUUCCAUCUGACCUCCCUCACCGCUCACGCUAGAGCGCACCAGGGGAACAUCCACGGGCCCUUGCUGGUUGAGGGCUUUUCUUUCUUCUCUCGUGUAUUCGCCUGUCUGCGUUAUUAUUCUCUCGACUGCCUCCCGAUUGUACUCUCAGUCGAUCGGCAACAGCAUCACCGCCAUCACUGACUCGAUCCAUGUCUCACUCCAGCAGAUAAGGUCGUCUCUCUCGCGGUAGGAUCACGGCCAUGGAUCAUCCCGCCCUCACGAGAGCAACUGCAUCGGCCCAUAGCAUUAUGGCCAGCAUCAGCUCCUCCACCGCAGCUCCCUUGGCCGCGAUGGCCACGCCGUUUCCACCAGGCAGUCCGUAUGCGCCCGGCGACGACGAUACCGGAGAAUGCAAGCUCCUGGGUCCUUUUUCGUUGCUAGUACAAGCAGCGCUGGGAGCGCUGGCUUUGCUCUCUCUGGUCUAUAAGCGAUACAGGGAGAGACCGCAACGACCGGUCAAGAUAUGGGCGUUCGAUGCCUCGAAACAGGUUUUCGGUUCUGCAAUGCUGCAUCUGGCAAAUCUCUUGAUGUCGAUGUUCUCUGCGGGGAAGUUCGAGAUCACGGCUCGUAAAUACCAGCCCAACCCAUGUUCGUUCUAUCUAUUGAACCUGGGUAUUGAUACUACUCUUGGGAUUCCGAUCCUGAUUUUUAUACUUCGCAUUCUCAACGCGUUGGCCAUGUACACACCGCUUGCUAACCCUCCCGAAUCCAUCGAAUCUGGGAACUAUGGCGACCCACCUCGAGCAUCGUGGUGGUUCAAGCAGUCGAUUAUAUAUUUCGUCGGACUUUUAGGGAUGAAGAUCUGCGUCUUCUUCAUUAUCGAUUUGAUGCCCUGGAUCGUCAGCGUCGGCGACUGGGCAUUGCGGUGGACAGAGGGAAACACCGCCAUCCAGAUCUGCUUUGUCAUGCUUCUCUUCCCAGUCAUCAUGAACGCCUUGCAAUAUUACAUUAUCGACACUUUUAUCAAAAAGCAGACUUCGGUGCAGCUGGACUCCAUCUCUGGGGAUGAGGAGAUCGACUCGGAAUUUGACCCGAAUGACAGACACCACCGCAGCGCAUUACUGGCUGGUCUGGAUGACUCGGACUCGGACUCAGACGACGAUUCAGUGCUGAAGGAACCUGAAUCGCCGUCGCAACCGCAUGGCAUGGCCCAUCAUCUCCGCCAUGUCGAAUAUGACCCUCGCACAGACGGCGAGAACAGAUCUCAACUCCACUCCUCAGGCAGCGGUAGCAGUAGCCAUGGCGAGUACGGGCAGGAUCCGUUUGCGACGAAACUUACGUCACGACCAGUACAUUGAUUUCUGUCUUCCGAUAAGCUGCCAUCAAUCGAUCAAUCCGGUAUAUGUAUACGUGUUUCAUGCAUUCUGGGCGUUUCUGGGAGGGAAUUGAACUACGUACCAUGCUUAUCAAGCCACUGUAUUCUAUGGAUGAUACUCGCUUGCGCUGUGUUUCAUUUACUUAUCUAUGGGAAGUGACCAUUAUUCUGUCUAUAUCACACCGGGGAGUCUGGAAAAAAUUCCAUGGUUUCAAGUUCAUUUGCGAAGUCAUCUUGUAUCUUCAUGCAAUCAAUUGCAGUCCAUCGUAACCCUUUAACCUACGUUGGUAACAACUGUAUCUAUAUAAGUAUGACGGCAUUACUAGCAUACAAUUCUCAAACAUUACAUUACCA
Paecilomyces variotii is the source of this 1847-nucleotide messenger RNA. Its product is annotated as Vaculolar membrane protein-domain-containing protein. The coding region runs from base 379 to 1476 and encodes 365 amino acids. The record is from RefSeq and is a predicted model, not a curated record. The transcript is spliced from 2 exons. NCBI's taxonomy places the organism in Eukaryota, Fungi, Ascomycota, Eurotiomycetes, Eurotiales, Thermoascaceae. Gene Ontology annotation, cellular component: membrane.